Messenger RNA from Acanthaster planci (crown-of-thorns starfish), 5293 nucleotides. RefSeq names its product C-terminal Src kinase (gene csk). Gene Ontology annotation, biological process: protein phosphorylation. Gene Ontology annotation, molecular function: ATP binding; protein binding; protein tyrosine kinase activity. Lineage: Eukaryota; Metazoa; Echinodermata; Asteroidea; Valvatida; Acanthasteridae. The record is from RefSeq and is a predicted model, not a curated record.
UUCAACCACCAUCAGUGGUUAAUUAAUUGUCCUUGGUUGAACUUGGUACUAGAUGAAGGUAGGCACAGGUGUGGAGCUGCUGACUCAACAAGCACGGUAAGAGGAAAGGUAGAGAUAUCACGUGUCAGCUGACGUUGUCCAGGUACUGACAACCCAGUUUUGAAAGCUAAGCAUGGUACAGAUCUUCUGCUUCCACUGUCGGUCAAGGUUUCAUUACCUUGAUUGGGGAUUUAGAAUAGGCAUUACAUACAUAUAGGGCACACCAGAACCAAGCCCAUCAUCCUUCCUUUUUGAAAGUCCUUUCAAAAUGCUACUCUCAAACAACAGGGCAUUGGAGGGUUCUGCAGAUUUCAGGGAGAUUUAAACUUUUUGAUGUUCCUUUUCAAGGAGACUUUUAGAGGAUUUGAGAAGGUUCCCAGCCAAAAAAAAUAAUAAUAAUAAAACACGCAGUGAAGGUUUGAAGGAAGAAAUCUUUCAUUCUUUAAUUUGGAGAAAGUAUUAAAAUACACUGUAUAGGCCUAUUAAUCAGGAAAUAACCCAUUGAUCUUCAACAUAAAAGUGUCUCAAUCACUGAGUGGUUUGGGGCCCAUGACAACUGAUUGUUUAGAAUCCUGGGAUUUUCCCUUAUCGUCAUCUUUCUUCAGGGGGUACAUGUCCCUGUACAUGUACUUCAUUUGGCCCUACAAAGGUUAAGCACAUGUACACUGCACAGUGUUACCCAGUCCAGUCAAAACUUUGACUUUGGAGGAAAAGGCAGGACCCUAUAUGUACAUGUAUAUUGCACACUUGAGAAGUAUGGAAAUAUGCAAGGUUUAGAAAAUACAUGUAUUUGCCAAGCAAAAGUGGGUUACCAGCCACAAUGCCAUGCAUUCUAUAUUGACUGGUUCCCAGCUGAUACGGUGUUUGCUUGAAUUGUGCUUAGCAGUUUAUUUUGUGUUUACCAGCUCUAUGAAUUUGAAGCCAGGAAGGUUAGGGUAAAGCAAAUUUGAGCAGUGCCAAAAUCAUAGGGUGGGAACUUUGUUCUUGAAGAGCCAAGGUACAUGUACAGUAGUUUCUUCUUCACAAAGGGCACUUGUGUUAGAUAAUCAACUUGUCUAUGGGAACAUUUCAGUGGGCAUCAAGACAAAGAUCGGAGGCAUCAAGGCAAUUGCCUCCAAUGCCUCCCGAUGUUCCUGGCCAAAACAAUGUCUUCUGAAUUUCUCAGCCAUCGGUUGGUUGUCAUUCCAGACGUAAUUAUCCAUGCUGUGAUUUACCGUUGUGUCUGCGUAAGAUGAUUCAGCAUGCUACACACACAGUCCAGUAGGAAGAAAAAAACGUGUAGAAUGUUUAGGAGUACAUCCUUGACAUGUAAUCCACCUGUCCAUGAUUAAUCGCUUUUCUGAGAGACCCACCUCCUGGCUAAAAAUAUCCACCGUGAAGUGAAAGUUUAAAGGGAGGAAAGAAUAUUGGGCAUGAACUGAUGAAGUGCUUUGACGUUUGCUAUUUGAAUUGUGGUAAUUUCUGGGAUGAGUGCUGUAAACCAGGAUGCAUACAUGCACUUUUGAAUUGCAUCUUCUGUCGUUCAUGCUGGAAAGGCAUUGCCUAUAUCUUGUAGAGUUUGUGUCAUUGCAGAUUUAUGGUGGAGGUUUUGUGUUCAACUUGUGCUGUCAUUUACAUGUACAUUGUACAUGUUCAUGUUCGCGUAGCAUACUUGAUUACACUUUAUGGCAGGAAAAGUGGUCCCCAGGCACUGAAUGUUUGGCCAAGUUCAACUUUGAGGGUUCCACGGCAGAUGACCUGUCUUUCAAGAAGGGGGAAAUUGUCUUCAUCACCAAAGCCACAAAAGACCCCAACUGGUACCGCGCAAGGAAUGAGAAAGGCCAGGAGGGCAUGAUACCAGCUAACUACGUACAGAAGAGGGAAGGCGUCAAACGACAAUUCAUGCCGUGGUUCCAUGGUAAAAUAAGUCGGGAGAAGGCAGAGGAACUCCUGCAGCCCUGUACCGACGGACUGUUCCUGGUCCGAGAGAGCACCAACUUCCCCGGCGACUACACCCUGUGCGUGGGCUGGAUGGGUCACGUCGAGCAUUACCACAUCCUGUACGACAAUAACAAACUCACCAUCGACGAGGAGAGAUACUUUGAGAAUCUGACCAAAUUAGUUGAGCACUACGAGGAGGACAGUGAUGGUCUUUGUUCGAGGCUAAUAGUAGCCUUGGCAAAGAAGGGGGAACUCAACUUCUCCAUUAACUCAGAUGAUUUUGUGCAAUCUGGCUGGGCCAUUAAUAGGAAAAACAUCCAACUUGGUGAUCUUAUCGGCAAGGGAAACUUUGGCGACGUAAGGAAAGGUAACUACAUGGGGAGAAAAGUCGCAAUCAAGCAGCUGAAAGAUGACAGCAAAGCAGCCCAAACAUUCCUUGCUGAAGCCUCCGUCAUGACGAAACUCAGACACCCAAACCUUGUACAGUUAAUGGGAGUUGUGUUGCCAAGUGGGCAGAGUCCCUUGUUAAUAGUCUUAGAAUUUAUGGAAAAGGGGAACUUGGUAGAUUAUCUGAGGUCUCGGGGAAGGACAGUGAUCAAACAGCCACAGCUACUCAAAUUCGCCGGUGAUGUUGCCUCGGCCAUGGCCUACCUGGAGAGCCAGAACAUUGUCCACCGCGACUUGGCGGCGCGAAACGUUCUCAUCUCAGAGAGGGACAUUGCCAAGGUCGCAGAUUUUGGCCUCUCGAAAGAUGCCGCCAUCACCCAGCAGGGAAUCAAAUUUCCAAUCAAAUGGACAGCGCCAGAAGCCCUCCGAAAGAACCUAUUCUCUGUCAAGUCAGAUGUAUGGAGUUUUGGCAUUCUCAUUUGGGAACUGUACUCAUUUGGGAAGCUUCCCUAUCCUAAACUUAACCUGACUGUUGUUGUAGAGCAUAUAGAGAAUGGAUAUCGCAUGACAGCCCCAGAGAGCUGCCCAGACAGUAUCUAUAAGAUCAUGCAGCAGUGCUGGGAUAUUGACCCGAGGAAGAGACCAUCAUUUGAAUAUAUACACAGCCAGCUGAGCGGCAUGAUGAGAACCCUCUAGCAGGCCUUGAAUAGAGGGGAGUAGGCACGUACAGCUAGUCUCUCAAAAGCUCACUGAAAAAGUGUUGUAAUCGAGUACUAGAGGGUAGAGACAGGAGAGCAGAAAAGAUGACUUAUGAGUGUGAGUAUGGAAAGAUGAGUUACAUCUGUCAGUGGAAUUUUUGCAGCAGGAGCAAAUUUUCAAAUUGGCUUUGGCCAGUGAAGGCCAGUACUCAAUGAAAAACAAAGUGACUGCUUACAAAUGAGUUUUGAAUGAGUCAAUUUCAUAUUUGUGAGUACCAAAUUGAGUUGACAUGUGUGAGUGCAGGAUGAGUAUGGUGCCCAGAUUCUCCAAGCUCUUUGGGAAAUAGUGAGCACUCAAGGACAGUGGGACCGAGAACCUCAAACAUGGAUUACCGACUGUUCAGUAUGUUAUUUGAGUACCAGCUUGAUUGACUAUGCGCACGAAUUUGGUACGUGAUCUACAACACUUUUAUUAAAGUGAUACUUACAACAAUGUGCUUUAAAGAAUUCUGACUUAGUAGGAACUUUGCUUUUGGAUCAUCACAUUGAGAACCAAGCGUAGUGCCUCCACACAAGGCCAGUCCAAAAUUAACAUCAGUUAUUGUAUUUAUCAGUGGUUUUGCAUCUAAAUAUGAGCUUGAUUGAUGUUUUAAAGUCUCUAUUUCACUUUACUGAAAGUGAAGGAGACCACUUUUAUCAUCCAAAUUUGAUGUCUUUAAUGCAGAUAGAGCAAAAAUUUAUGCUUGGUAAGGAAUUUUGGAUACAUGUCGAACAUCAACUUACGAGUACAGGCUUAAUCACAAAUGAAUCAAAGAUUUCUCAGGUGCUGAAUUUGGCAAAAUGUUCCAAGGCAGUCAAAUUUGACCAGCAUGUAAAAGUCUAUUGGAUCUUGCCUUUUGCAUUGCAUGAAUGCACACACCUAUUUGAAAGUUGGCCUUCCUCAUCAAGUAAUGUCCGUCAAAGUGCCUUCCUGGGCGCUUUAAUAUGCCAGAGUGUGAAGUUUGACUCUGAAUGGUGAAAUAUUUCAGGUGACCGGUAUACAAUAACGAUCACUUACGAGUGCGGUAGCAAGAAUGAUUUUGCUCUGUGACUUAGGGAAGGUUUCAUGUGACAAGGUGAAACCAAGCAGAAAUGGAAGUUUCCAUGUGUUACUGAAUAAACUAAUUCUUGAAACCGCACAAAUGGAAACCUUAUUUAUUCUACAAAAGGCCUUAAUCUAUUCUGAACAAAUUCGCAUGUGAAAAAUGUGUGCAAGAGAAAUUACUGGGGAUUUAGAAUGUUCUCUUUACGUCAGACCAUGGCACUGCAUUUUGGGAGUUGUUUCUAUUUGGGCAGUUGUUUCUAUUUGGGACCACUGGUGCUUCCAACUUUUCUGGGAGGGGGGGGAAUAUACAUUCCGAAAGUGCGUCUCAGUUUAAUUCUGUGGUUCACAUCUUUCUGGUCCUGGAGUUGGUCAAUCACCAAAAGAAAUAAAAUCUUACGUAAAAAAAAUACACGAUGAACACAUAAGGCUAAUAAAUGAUGCAGUGUUCAAUGACUGAUUGGCUCGUUCAGAGUUAACAUAAAAACUCUUUUUAUGAUAUUUAUUGAAGUAACACAUAAACCCAUCUUAAGCUUCUUGGAUAUAAAUUACACAAAAUGAAAAAAUUUUUAUGUGGCAUAUACCAUCACAGAACGUUUGCAGUUUUUUCUUCAGUUGGGAGCCAAAAACGGGAUUGUUCAGGAAUGAAAACUAUAGAAUUAAAAAGGGGUACCCUAGUGGAACAAUCAUCAUUCUGAAUGGAGUGUUGCAAACACUACCCAAUUGCCAACAUUUGCCUGUUCCUUUCCACCAAUGGAAAUAAGCCUUUUGUGAGUUAACUUGAUUUAUAAAUACCUCCGACACUCUCCCUUUUCAACAACGUGCCACUUGACUGUGUAUCAACAUUUGAUAAUGCCCGCUGAGAUGUGAUAAGGCCUGCUGCAUAAAUCACGCGAUGGCACUUGGAUACGAGACAGUUUAACCAAUCCUGAUUGGUCAAGAGUCUUUGUACAUGAGGCUUGCCACACGCACAUCAAGUCCAUAUAAGGAGGUUCUUUUGGACAACUUGCACAUGCCUUGGAAUAUACCAUAAAAUGGGGGGGUCCGGGAAAAUGAAAGUAAAUUCUCAAACCAAAUUGUAGGAAAUCUGUCAUAUAUUGACUUCUUUGACACUCCGAUUUAAAAAGGUAUUUAUGAAUGGGAAUACAAAUGUGCUUGGCCAUCCAAG